ACAGUCAGUAAGUGCCACAUGCCUCUAUAGACUGAGAUCAGCAGCGUGUUGCUCUUGAACACAGCCUGCUCGGCGUUUUCAGUGUUUUUGCAGCGUUCAGAGCUGAACGACUUCGCUAUUUAUUUCAUCGGUGCAUCUCGAAGAACAUCAAGUCGGAGACUGACACACCAGAAUACAUCAAUGCAAUGCUGCUUCUCAGACGCUGCCACAGCCUGACUCGAUUUGGCCCUCUCAACACUCAAAGGCAUCAGGUGACGCCUGCUGUGGCAUCGUGUGCAGCUCGUCUCUGCAGCAGCAGCAGCAGCAGCAGUGAGGACCACAGAUCGCACCAGCGAGUCCACAGUCUCAGCUGGAAACAUGCUCUGGCAGGACUGCUGGCUGGUACAGGAGCUGUACUGGCUUACGGCCUGCACCACCAGCACAAGGCUGAGCGCGCAGACACUGGAGUUCAGACUUUAAAGAAGAGUUCCUCUCUUCCCAUCUUCAGCCAAGAAGAAGUCACAAAGCACCGCUCGCUGGAAGAUGGCAUCUGGGUCACGUACAAAGGUGGCGUCUAUGACAUCACUGAGUUUGUGGCCAUGCACCCUGGUGGAGAUAAAAUCAUGCUGGCAGCAGGUGGUGCUCUUGAGCCCUUUUGGGCGCUUUAUGCUGUGCACAACCAGGAACACGUGCUGGAAAUCCUCUCAGAUUACAAGGUUGGCGAGCUGAAUCUAGAAGACCUGAAGAAGCAGCAGGCUGUUAAAUCGUCUGACCCCUACUCCUCUGACCCCGAGCGUCACCCUGUCCUACACAUCAACAGCCUGAAGCCCUUCAACGCCGAGCCGCCUCCUGAAAUCCUCUCUGACAGCUACAUCACACCCUCUGCUUUCUUCUUCAAAAGAAACCACCUGCCAGUUCCCCAGGUGGACCCGGCCUCAUAUCAGCUGCAUGUGGAGGGUCUGCCUGGAGGAGCGCUGACGCUGUCUUUAGAAGACUUGAAGACGCGAUUCCCCAAACACACCAUCACCGCCACACUGCAGUGUGCAGGUAACCGCCGCAGCGAGAUGAAUAAAGUGAAGCUGGUGAAAGGACUGAACUGGGGCAUCGCUGCCAUCAGUAACGCCACAUGGAGCGGCGCUCGGCUCAGGGAUGUGCUGCUGGCCGCUGGUUACCAGCCAGAUGUGGCCCAGUGGGCUCGCCAUGUUCAGUUUGAAGGACUGGAUACAGAUGUGACAGGGACUACGUACGGCGCUUCAGUCCCUCUAAACAAGGCGGUCAGCGAGGAAGGGGAUGUGCUUCUGGCGUACGAAAUGAACGGCGAGGACAUUCCUCCCGACCACGGCUUCCCUGUGCGGGUGGUGGUACCAGGAACGGUGGGCGCACGCAACGUGAAGUGGCUGGGUAAGAUCAUCGUCAGUGCAGAGGAGAGCAGCAGCCACUGGCAGCAGAACGACUACAAAGGUUUCUCUCCUGGGACGGACUGGGACACGGUGGACUUCAAAUCUGCUCCGGCCAUCCAGGAGCUGCCCAUCCAGUCUGCCAUCACCACGCCGGCAGACAGCGCCACGAUCGAUCGCAGCGAUGGAACGCUGACGGUCAAGGGCUACGCGUGGAGCGGCGGCGGCAGGGAGGUGGUGCGUGUGGACGUUUCUCUGGAUGGAGGAAAGACGUGGCAGGCGGCCCAGCUGAGGAGCGGUGAGAAGGGACAAGCUCCCGAACCUUCACCUCCACCGGGACGAGCCUGGGCCUGGAAGCUGUGGGAGAUAACGGCUCCUCUUCCUCCCGACGCUCAAGAGCUGGAGAUUGUUUGCAAGGCGGUUGACAACAGUUACAACAUGCAGCCGGACACAGUUUCUCCUAUCUGGAAUCUGAGGGGCGUUCUGAGUAACGCCUGGCACCGAGUGAAGGUGAAGAUCAGGAAAGAUGAGGAAGAGGAGUAGACUCAGUGGUUGAAUCCACUUUUAGAGGUUUGACAUCUAACAGAAUCAUCAUAGAGCGGACUAUAUUUUAAGUGUGUUUCUUUGACUCAGCAUAAAAAAACCACAGGAAACAGGAAGUGAAACAGUUUUAUAGAGACAGACAGCACAAUAUUUUGAAAUAUUUUUGACACACAGCCUUGAAGUAUUUAUACAAUCAUGUUGCCUGUGAGAUUUGAAAGAUGUGCAGUUUACACUUAGGAGAAAACUAAAAAGGCUGCAAAGAUCAAACCAAAACAUUUCUGUUGUGAAAACACAGUUAAGUCUGAGUCUUUAUGGCAAACAUUUAUUUUUGUAAUCAGUAUCAGCAUUCAUGAUGCUAACGAUGAGUAUGUUUUAAAAGAGUUUAAUUCAUUUUAUUAUUAACAUAAAAACAUAAUUUAUAAAACUGAUUUUAUAUAGUUAUUUUCAGUCUCAUGCAAAUUUAAAGGAGUGAUCACUUUAGCAACAAGUUAUUUUUAAUCAAGAGUGAACUGAGUGUUCACGUCACCAAACAGCUGGAUGCUGACAAGUAGGAUCAAGCUUGAAUAUUUAGAACAUAGAAGUGUUUCUUCAUCUGCUGCUAUGCCUUUGCUGAUCAGUUACCUCUGCAGGUGAGGUGCUAUUUAAAUGGCUUUUAAUGAAGAAUUUUCACUCAAUUGAAGAAAAUUCAGCAGCACCAACUGUCAGUGGAUCUGUCUUCCACUGUUUCAGAGGUGAGAUGAAGUACAAGACCACAAAAUGAAGAUGUAGCUGAAGUCCAGCUUGACCUGUUUUGUCUCUGUGCUCUGGCAUUCAGUGUAAGGAGAGACCAGAAAGAAGCGGGCGUUUCGAGGAAAAUGGCAGGAGCUAACUGUUGAUGCCUUUCAGGGAGAGAGGGCAGGAAAACAACAGCAGCACAAGUUUUAACCUCAUUAUUCAGCUUUUUAGGAAUUAGUUUGCACAGUAGUGACUGCACAGCUUUUCCAAAAGGAAGUCUGCUUUCAGGGUCAAGGAAAUAUGCAGUCAGACCACCGUUAAAUCAUUCAAGUCAUAUUUGCAAUUCCUGUCAUGUCAGCCAGCCCUGUGAUGUGCACAUGGAUUACACAACUUACUUUGAGUGUUUGAGUACUGUAUGUACAUCAGAGUUGAUGAUGAAUAAAGGCCUCUAAUUUUA
Molecule: messenger RNA, 3090 nt
Organism: Acanthochromis polyacanthus (spiny chromis)
Lineage: Eukaryota; Metazoa; Chordata; Actinopteri; Pomacentridae
Gene: suox
Product: sulfite oxidase
Exons: 5
Coding region: 186-1919 (577 amino acids)
Cellular component (GO): mitochondrion
Molecular function (GO): heme binding; molybdenum ion binding; oxidoreductase activity
Source: RefSeq, a predicted model, not a curated record